AUGUCCAGCAACAACGUUUCGAAAGCGGGAGGGAGAGUCGGUCUGAUCGGGACUGGCCAUCGGGGAAGGCUCUACCUCAGCGCCAUCGCUGAGCGGCCUGAAUCCCAGCUCGUCGCUAUAUGCGACCUCAAUGAGGAACGGAUGAAGGUGUACAACCAGAUGCUCUCUGAGCUAGGUCAACCACCCGCAGUCGAGUAUGCCGGGGCGGACUUCCUCAAAAUGCUCGAUACCGAGAAACUCGACACCCUCGUUGUUACCACCAUCGACCACACGCACGACGAGUUCAUCAUUCCCGCCCUCGAACGGGGGAUCCGAGUGUUGACUGAGAAGCCAAUGACAACCGACGUGGCCAAGUGUCAGCGGAUCUUAAACGCUGUGAAGGAAACUAAGGGGACGUGCCAGGUCUUGUUCAACUACAGAUAUAACCCCUGUCAUUGGAAGAUCGAAGAAGUCAUCGCGAGCGGGAAGAUCGGGAAUGUCAAGUCUGUGCACUUUGAGUGGUUGCUUGACACAGUACACGGCGCAGAUUACUUCAGACGAUGGCAUCGAUACAAGGACCGUUCAGGCGGGCUCAUGGUCCACAAGUCCUCUCACCACUUCGAUCUCGUCAACUUCUGGAUCAAUUCCAAGCCAAAGGAAGUCUUCGGAAUGGGCUCACUCGCAUUCUACGGCGCCGAGAACGGCAAGAAGUCUGGCUGGGGCAAAGACUACUACCGCGCGAGGGAUAGUAAAGAGGCUGAGAAUGACCCGUUUGCGAUCCAUCUGGAGGAUGAGCCAAGCUUGAAGGCUUUGUACCACGAUGCGGAGCAUGUUGACAAUUAUCACCGGGACAUGAACGUCUUUGCGGACGACAUCACCAUCGAGGAUGAUAUGGCCGUUCUCGUCAAAUAUGCAAACGGGGCUACUAUGACCUACCACCUCACCGCAUAUUCUCCAUGGGAAGGGUACCGCGUCAUGUUUAACGGCGAUAAGGGCCGACUCGAGCUUGAAGUCGUCGAGAACUCGCACCGACACCCAAUCUCCAAAGGUGGCGAUACAGCCGGUGUGACGCAUGGUGAGAAGGCUUUGCCGAAUGAGGGACAUCAGCGGAUCAUCUUGCACCCGCUUUGGGAGACUGCGCAGGAGGUGCCGUUUACGAAAGGGGAGGGAGGACACGGUGGCGGCGACACGGCUAUGCUGGACCAAAUCUUCGGUGCCAGGCCGGGGCAGACCGAGCAGACUACGGCGGUAUCCCGUCUAGGAGCGAAUGAGAUCGAUGGAGCGCUGGCGAUGGCUGUCGGGCUGGCAGCGAAUGAGAGUUUCAAGACUGGCAAGCUGGUCAAGAUCGAUGAGCUCCUCGGUGUUGUCUUGUAG
Dioszegia hungarica is the source of this 1353-nucleotide messenger RNA. Its product is annotated as oxidoreductase. The transcript has 10 exons. The record is from RefSeq and is a predicted model, not a curated record. Gene Ontology annotation, molecular function: nucleotide binding. Lineage: Eukaryota; Fungi; Basidiomycota; Tremellomycetes; Tremellales; Bulleribasidiaceae. Bases 1 to 1353 code for a protein of 450 amino acids.